ACCCGGGCCUGUUCGCCCGCCGCCCUGCCGCCCCGCCGCCCCACGCCCGCCGGUGCCCGCCGGUGCCCGCGCCGGCCGCAUGGCGCUCAGGGGCUUCUGCAGCGCCGAUGGCUCCGACCCCUUCUGGGACUGGAACAUCACGUGGUACACCAGCAAUCCCGACUUCACCAAGUGCUUUCAGAACACCGUCCUUGUGUGGGUGCCUUGUUUUUACCUCUGGGUCAGCUUCCCCUUCUACUUCCUCUAUCUUUCCCACCAUGACCGGGGCUACAUUCAGAUGACACAUCUCAACAAAGCCAAAACUGCCUUGGGGUUUUUGCUGUGGAUUGUCUGCUGGGCAGACCUCUUCUACUCUUUCUGGGAAAGAAAUUGGGGCAACUUCCCGGCCCCGGUGUUUCUGGUCAGCCCAACCCUCUUGGGCAUCACCAUGCUGCUUGCUACCUUUUUAAUUCAGCUCGAGAGAAGGAAGGGAAUCCAGUCCUCAGGGAUCAUGCUCACAUUCUGGCUUAUAGCCCUACUAUGUGCCCUUGUCAUCUUGAGAUCCAAAAUCAUGACUGCCUUAAACGAGGAUGCCAACGUCGAUGUGUUUCGGGAUGUCACGUUCUACAUUUACUUCUCCCUCGUGCUGAUUCAGCUCGUGCUGUCCUGUUUCUCAGACCGCUCGCCCCUGUUCUCAGAAACCAUCAACGACCCUAAUCCUUGCCCGGAGUCUGGUGCGUCCUUCCUUUCCAGGAUCUCCUUCUGGUGGAUCACAGGGUUGAUGGUCCGGGGCUACCGCCAGCCCCUGGAGAGCACUGACCUCUGGUCCCUGAAUAGGGAGGACAUGUCAUCACAAGUUGUGCCCAUUUUGGUCAAGAACUGGAAGAAGGAAUGUGCCAAGUCCAGAAAGCAGCCGGUGAAGGUCGUGUACUCCUCCAAGGAUCCCGCCAAGCCCAAAGCGGGCUCCAAGGUGGACGUGAACGAGGAGGCCGAGGCUCUGAUUGUCAGGGCCCCCCAGAAGGUGCGGGAGCCGUCCCUGUUCAAGGUGCUGUACAAGACCUUCGGGCCCUACUUCCUCAUGAGCUUCGUCUUCAAGGCCCUGCACGACCUUAUGAUGUUUACCGGCCCGGAGAUCUUGAAGUUGCUCAUCAACUUUGUGAACGACAAGAAGGCCCCGAACUGGCAGGGCUACUUCUACACCGCGGUCCUGUUCCUCAGCGCCUGCUUGCAGACCCUCAUGCUGCACCAGUACUUCCACAUCUGCUUCGUCAGCGGCAUGAGGGUCAAGACCGCCGUCAUCGGUGCCGUCUACCGGAAGGCCCUGGUGAUCACCAAUUCUGCCAGGAAAUCCUCCACGGUCGGGGAGAUCGUCAACCUCAUGUCUGUGGACGCCCAGAGGUUCAUGGACCUGACCACAUACAUUAACAUGAUCUGGUCAGCCCCUCUGCAAGUCAUCCUGGCGCUCUACUUUCUGUGGCUGAACCUGGGCCCCUCCGUCCUGGCCGGGGUGGCUGUGAUGGUCCUCAUGGUCCCCCUGAACGCGGUGAUGGCCAUGAAGACCAAGACCUACCAGGUGGCCCACAUGAAGAGCAAAGACAGUCGGAUUAAGCUGAUGAAUGAAAUUCUCAACGGGAUCAAAGUGCUGAAGCUUUACGCCUGGGAGCUGGCGUUCAAAGACAAGGUGCUGGCCAUCCGGCGGGAGGAGCUGAAGGUGCUGAAAAAGUCUGCCUACCUGGCCGCCGUGGGGACCUUCACCUGGGUCUGCACACCUUUCCUGGUGGCCCUGUGUACUUUUGCCGUCUACGUGACCAUCGAUAAGAACAACAUCCUGGAUGCCCAGAAAGCCUUUGUGUCCUUGGCCUUGUUCAACAUCCUUCGUUUUCCCCUGAAUAUUCUCCCCAUGGUCAUCAGCAGUAUCGUGCAGGCGAGUGUCUCCCUCAAACGCCUCAGGAUCUUUCUGUCCCACGAGGAGCUGGAUCCCGACAGCAUCGAGCGACAGCCCAUCAAAGACGGCGGGGGCUCGAGCAGCAUCACCGUGAAGAACGCCACCUUCACGUGGGCCAGGAGCGACCCUCCCACACUGAACGGCAUCACCUUCUCCGUUCCAGAAGGUUCCUUGGUGGCCGUGGUGGGCCAGGUGGGCUGUGGAAAGUCAUCUCUACUGUCAGCGCUCUUGGCCGAGAUGGACAAGGUGGAGGGGCACGUGGCUAUCAAGGGCUCAGUGGCCUACGUGCCCCAGCAGGCCUGGAUUCAGAAUGAUUCUCUCCGAGAAAACAUCCUUUUUGGACGCCAGCUACAGGAAAGGUACUAUAAGUCUGUGAUAGAAGCCUGUGCCCUCCUCCCAGAUCUGGAAAUCCUGCCCAGCGGGGACCGGACGGAGAUUGGUGAGAAGGGCGUGAACCUGUCUGGGGGCCAGAAGCAGCGCGUGAGCCUGGCCCGGGCCGUGUACUGUGACUCCGACGUCUACCUCUUCGAUGACCCGCUGUCGGCGGUGGAUGCCCACGUGGGAAAGCACAUAUUUGAACAUGUGAUCGGUCCCAAGGGGAUGCUGAAGAACAAGACUCGGCUCCUGGUCACGCAUGGGAUCAGCUACCUGUCACAGGUGGAUGUCAUCAUCGUCAUGAGUGGUGGCAAGAUCUCCGAGAUGGGCUCCUACCAGGAGCUGCUGGCCCGGGACGGGGCCUUCGCCGAGUUCCUGCGCACAUACUCCAGCGCCGAACAGGAGCAGACGGAGGAGGACGAAGGAUUAGCAGGCAUGAGCGGUCCAGGGAAAGAGACGAAGCAGAUGGAGAAUGGCACGGUGGUGACGGACGCUGCGAGGAAGCAACCGCAGAGACAGCUCAGCAACUCCUCCUCCUACAGCGGGGACGCCAGCCGGCACCACAGCAGCACUGCCGAGCUGCAGAAGGCUGGGGCCAAGGAGGAGGACGCCUGGAAGAUGAUGGAGGCCGACAAGGCUCAGACAGGGCAGGUCAAGCUCUCCGUGUACUGGGACUACAUGAAGGCCAUUGGACUUUUCAUCUCCUUUCUGAGCAUCUUCCUUUUCUUAUGUAACCACGUUGCCGCCUUGUCCUCCAACUAUUGGCUCAGUCUCUGGACUGAUGACCCCAUCGUCAACGGGACCCAGGAGCACACUAAAGUCCGGCUGAGUGUCUAUGGAGCCCUGGGCUUCUUUCAAGGGUUUGUUGUGUUUGGCUACUCCUUGGCGCUGUCCGUCGGGGGCAUCUUCGCCUCCCACCGCCUGCACCUGGACCUGCUGCACAAUGUCCUGUCGUCGCCCAUGAGCUUCUUCGAGCGGACCCCCAGUGGGAACCUGGUGAACCGCUUCUCCAAGGAGAUGGACACGGUGGACUCCAUGAUCCCGCAGGUCAUCAAGAUGUUCAUGGGCUCCCUGUUCAACGUCAUUGGCGCCUGCAUCAUCAUCCUGCUGGCCACUCCCAUCGCUGCUGUGACCAUCCCACCCCUGGGCCUCAUCUACUUCUUCGUCCAGAGGUUCUACGUGGCCUCCUCCCGGCAGCUGAAGCGCCUCGAAUCCGUCAGCCGCUCCCCGGUUUACUCCCACUUCAACGAGACCUUGCUGGGGGUCAGUGUCAUCCGGGCCUUUGCGGAACAGGAGCGCUUCAUCUGCCAGAGUGACCUGAAGGUGGACGAGAACCAGAAGGCCUAUUUCCCCAGCAUCGUGGCCAACAGGUGGCUGGCUGUGCGGCUGGAGUGUGUGGGCAACUGCAUUGUCCUGUUUGCAUCCCUGUUUGCAGUGAUCUCCCGGAACAGCCUCAGCCCCGGCUUGGUGGGCCUCUCAAUAUCUUACUCGUUACAGGUCACCACCUACCUGAACUGGCUUGUUCGGAUGUCGUCGGAGAUGGAGACCAACAUUGUGGCUGUGGAGAGACUCAAGGAGUAUUCAGAAACUGAGAAGGAGGCUCCCUGGCGGAUCCAGGAGAUGACUCCGGCCAGCACCUGGCCCCAGGUGGGCCGAGUGGAAUUCCGGGACUACAGCCUGCGUUACCGAGAGGACCUGGACUUGGUUCUCAAGCACAUCAACAUCACCAUCGAAGGAGGAGAAAAGGUUGGCAUCGUGGGGCGGACGGGAGCCGGGAAGUCAUCCCUGACCCUGGGCUUGUUUCGGAUCAAGGAGUCUUCAGGAGGAGAGAUCAUUAUCGACAACGUCAACAUCGCCAAAAUCGGCCUGCACGAUCUCCGCUUCAAGAUCACCAUCAUCCCCCAGGACCCCAUUUUGUUUUCGGGUUCUCUCCGCAUGAACCUGGACCCGUUCAGCCAGUACUCGGAUGAAGAGGUCUGGACGUCACUGGAGCUGGCUCACCUGAAGAACUUUGUGUCAGCGCUUCCUGACAAGCUGAACCACGAGUGCACGGAAGGCGGGGAGAACCUGAGUGUUGGGCAGCGCCAGCUCGUGUGCCUGGCCCGGGCCUUGCUGAGGAAGACGAAGAUCCUUGUGUUGGAUGAGGCCACGGCGGCCGUGGACCUGGAAACCGAUGACCUCAUUCAGUCCACCAUCCGGACACAGUUCGACGAUUGUACUGUCCUCACCAUCGCUCACCGUCUCAACACCAUCAUGGACUACACCAGGGUGAUCGUCCUGGACAAAGGAGAGAUCCGGGAGAGCGGCACCCCCUCUGACCUGCUGCAGCAGAGAGGCCUGUUCUACAGCAUGGCCAAAGACGCCGGCUUGCUGUAAGCCCGGCGCUGGUGCGUCUGGUUUGACCUGCAAGGCCCACAUGCCUUGUCCCAGGAUGAGUCAGCCUCUUUGGGAACCCAAGCGUCCCAUAUACUGAAACCAAAAAAGGAAAAAAAACCAAACCCACUAAGACAAAACCACAAAGCAGCCACCCUCUGGUCCGCCGCCUGGAAUUGGCUGUGAAGAAACAGGAGGGACACAGAGAGGCAGCCCACCAAAGACACGCACACCCUCGCCUGUUCCCCCCGCAGGACGCACCGGCGUCGCACAACCUGGGAGGGCCCGCUCGUGCUCUUGGUGCUCUGCAGGGCGGUGUGGCAGCCAGACUUCUCGAGAAAUUGGUUGCGUAAAACAUGCUAGUGACCAAAUCCAGCCAACUGCCUCAAAUCUCUGUAGCCAAAGUCUGGAAUUCCGAGUCUUCGGCCCCGGCUGCUUGUGCUGGCACCUCUAACAUCUGGGCUCCCCCCAGAAUGCCUCGUCUCCUUGGGGCUGCUGUUUGGAGGUGAGGGGCCUUGGUGAAGAUCAUCCUCGCCCUCAGGCGGUGUCCUGGGGUCCGUGGACACUCCUCUCACCAGCCAUCCCGUCUUCUGGGCGCUCAGACACAGAGCCAGCGUCCCAGCCCAGGCCGGAGGCAGCCUCAUCACCCGCGGGCUUCUCGUUGGCAAGACCGGCUGGACUUUCGGGGGACCUGGACCUGGAGCCCCAGGGCUGGGGGAUCCUCUCUCAGGACCAGUUCCCCACAUUGGCUGCUCACCUCCUCACCCACUCCGGUCUUUUCCCUGCCUUUCCUCCUGCCUCCUUUUGCCAGUUGUAGCACGGAUUGCCUCGAGGCACCUGGAAGGGGCUUGCUCGUGGUUGUGAAGGGUUCAAAGCCAGGAGCACUGGGCACCGCCGCGGAUGACCAGCGGGUACUGAAUCGGACGGGUACUGAAUCGAGCUCCGUUCAGACUUCUCCUCGUAUUUAGAUUUCAGUUCCUCGCCCUUGGCCCCCGGCUAGCUGUCAGAGGCGGCGGCGUGGAGACCCGGACGUGUAGUUAUUGAGUGUGUUCCAGGACAAGAAAAAGAACCCAUUCACGAAUAUCAGUGAUUUUUUUUUUCCUUUUUUUUUUUUUUUUUUUUUUAAAGUACUGCUCCAGGGAGAAACACUGUCUCGACUUGAAUUUCUUGGGCGGAAGUGUUGGGCCGGGAGCAGCUCUCCCCGGGAAAGCCAAGGUGGCCGGCAUCUGACGGCGGGUCUGCGGGUUCCUGAAGAAAAAGCGGAGUGGAGCCCUCCAGGGCCCAUCCUUCAAGGCUCAGAGACCCAGGGAAGACCCACAAAGCAGAGGCAGUGCUGCCCCGAGGUCCCUUGCUGACUUCAAAUCCAGAAAAGCAUCUUCCUUUAGGUGGAAAUAUAUAUAUUUAUUUUUUGUAAGUUAUACCAUUCUUUCACAUUAGAUAAACCAAGUUUUUCUUGGGAAUCGUUUUGUAAUGACUUACACUGGAAACGAGAACAUUUACAAGCAAUUUGCAGUAAAAAAAAAAUGUUAUUUCU
Molecule: messenger RNA, 6206 nt
Organism: Eptesicus fuscus (big brown bat)
Lineage: Eukaryota; Metazoa; Chordata; Mammalia; Chiroptera; Vespertilionidae
Gene: ABCC1
Product: ATP binding cassette subfamily C member 1
Exons: 31
Coding region: 80-4675 (1531 amino acids)
Biological process (GO): glutathione transmembrane transport; xenobiotic transport
Cellular component (GO): basolateral plasma membrane
Molecular function (GO): ATP hydrolysis activity; ATP binding; ABC-type xenobiotic transporter activity
Source: RefSeq, a predicted model, not a curated record